AUGGCUUGCUCUGCCGCUAUUUCGACGGCCGCUGUUCUUUCUCCAAACCCCAAAGCCUCCGCCGGCGCCGGAAAUUCCCUCGCCCCUCGCUCUGUUUCAAUUGCCUCGUCGUUCUCCGGCGGAGCCCUCGCCGCCCGCACUCCCCGCUCAUUCUCCUCCUCCUCCUCCCGCUCUUCCUCCGCUAAACGGCACAGUUUUGUUGUCCGCGCUAGCGAACUUCCUCUGGUUGGAAAUACAGCCCCAAACUUCGAGGCAGAAGCUGUGUUCGAUCAAGAAUUUAUUAAGGUUAAGCUUUCUGAGUACGUAGGGAAGAAAUAUGUUAUUCUCUUCUUCUACCCACUGGAUUUUACCUUUGUUUGCCCCACUGAGAUCACUGCUUUCAGUGACCGGUAUGAAGAGUUUCAGAAGCUGAACACAGAAGUUUUGGGUGUAUCUGUGGACAGUGUGUUUUCCCACCUUGCAUGGGUCCAAACCGACAGGAAGUCUGGGGGUCUCGGUGAUUUAAACUAUCCAUUAAUUUCUGAUGUGACCAAAUCGAUUUCAAAAUCAUACGGCGUGCUCAUUCCCGACCAGGGAAUUGCAUUAAGAGGGCUAUUUAUCAUUGACAAGGAGGGAGUUAUUCAACACUCGACGAUCAAUAACCUGGCCAUUGGCCGUAGUGUUGAUGAAACACUCAGAACUCUUCAGGCUUUGCAAUAUGUGCAAGAGAACCCGGAUGAGGUGUGCCCGGCUGGAUGGAAGCCCGGCGACAAAUCAAUGAAACCCGACCCGAAGCUCAGCAAGGAAUACUUUUCUGCUAUUUAG
Molecule: messenger RNA, 804 nt
Organism: Striga hermonthica
Lineage: Eukaryota; Viridiplantae; Streptophyta; Magnoliopsida; Lamiales; Orobanchaceae
Source: the annotation of a GenBank genome assembly